Molecule: messenger RNA, 714 nt
Organism: Aspergillus puulaauensis
Lineage: Eukaryota; Fungi; Ascomycota; Eurotiomycetes; Eurotiales; Aspergillaceae
Exons: 1
Coding region: 1-714 (237 amino acids)
Source: RefSeq, a predicted model, not a curated record
AUGCCUCUCAAGCUAAAGAUCCGCAAUAUAUCCAGACCAAUCUGUCAGCUUCUUGAAAACGCACUUGAGCAAGCAGGGAAACGUGAGGCAGCACAGAGAUUCCGCCAGAUCCAACACGAACGCUUCGGGCUCUCCAACAGCGAGUGGGAGAGUCUUCGGUCCUACUUCAUAUACGAUGAGUUCAUAUGGAUUUCAAGACAACGCGGGAAGUCUCUCCGGUACAUGAUGGACGAUAUUGUGCCAGCGUCAGAGGGGCCUUGCCGCGGCCGGCCACCCGAAGACUAUGAGUUCCUGUGUGCCAAUUUCAAUGAAAAUAGGGAAGAGCGCCGGAAGGCAAUCAAGGCAUUUAAGUCAGCAAGAGAACGGAUUAAGAAGUCACCUCUCUAUCGCGCGAUGAAGUCCCAGCAACGGUGCAAGGAUUGGCACAUGUCAGAUUGGCUGGUGUCGCGCUGCAAAGAAUCCGGUGGAUGCUGUGCGCGAGAAUGUGGCUGUUGUAAGAAGAAAGCUUACCAGAAAAAGGACUGCAAGGGCCAUUAUACGCCUGCCUGUAACUGCUGCCAGAAAGACAAAGGCUUGCUUUUACCUAUUGAUCUUGAAGGUUACCGGGAAGAGUUAUAUUUUAAUGUUGACCCUGCGGACUCGGAUGUUUUCAGCCGCAGGAUGAUGGAUGCUUAUGUUUGGGGGCUAUUAGAAAAGAAUGAAAUUGCCCCUUAA